Pezoporus occidentalis (night parrot) is the source of this 632-nucleotide messenger RNA. It is a transcript of the gene SPINK2, whose product is annotated as serine peptidase inhibitor Kazal type 2. The transcript has 2 exons. Lineage: Eukaryota; Metazoa; Chordata; Aves; Psittaciformes; Psittacidae. The coding region runs from base 327 to 617 and encodes 96 amino acids. The record is from RefSeq and is a predicted model, not a curated record. Gene Ontology annotation, molecular function: protein binding; serine-type endopeptidase inhibitor activity.
ACAGGGACAAGUGACCCCAUGGGGACCCACUAGCAGGGCAGGCACAGACCUCUUGCGGAGGACAGCAUUCGAGCACCUUAACCCCGCAUCCCCAAACCAAAACAGAGGGUCCUUAUCCCUUCUCCUCCCCCCUGGUGGCGCCUGCGCCCCCCACAAGCCCACCGGUGGGACCACGGCCCACCCCAGCCCCACAGUACCCGCUCUCCACCCUCAGCCCCUCGUGGCCCCUCAGCCCCAGGGCCUGAUGCUCCCGCGCUGCCCCCCGCGCUCCGCCGCGGCCGUUGCUCCCGACGGCGCCGCCCAGUGCCGUUAGUCCGUCCGCGGCCAUGGAGGUGCCGGUGCCGCUCCUGGUGCUGCUGCCCACCCUCCUCGCCGGGCUCCUGUCGUGUCCCGGCGCCGUCGCCAGCGUCCCGGUGAGUGCCGUCCCCAGGAAGGGCGAUCCCACCCGCCUCCCCCUGGGCCGCCAGGGCAGGGCGGCCCUUACCCAGAGCCCCGGGCUAGGACCGGGGAGCCGGCACCCGCCUGCCCUGGAGAGCCCCAUCUCCUUCCUAUCAGCCCCACCUGCGGUGCGCUCGGGACGGUUCCUCGCCGCCCGUGUGUCCCGCUGCCUCCCGUGAAGUGCCGGUGUUUUU